This is a messenger RNA of Python bivittatus (Burmese python), 1756 nucleotides long. NCBI's taxonomy places the organism in Eukaryota, Metazoa, Chordata, Lepidosauria, Squamata, Pythonidae. The record is from RefSeq and is a predicted model, not a curated record.
UGAGACUAUGCAGAAAGUGCCUCCAAAGCUUAUCAUCCAGAUCUGGGACAAUGAUAAAUUCUCAGCUGAUGAUUUUAUAGGCAGUCUGGAAAUGAACUUGACCAGCAUUCCACGACCUGCCAAGCGGCCUCGUGAUUGCACUGUGAAACUCCUGCAGGAGAAUGGUGGUGCAGGCAGAUCCUCCACUCCUUUUCACCGUCACAAAAAGAAGUGUAUUUCCCUGUUCACCCAAAGGAAUAUGAGGGGCUGGUGGCCCUGCAUUGUUCUUGAGAAAGACAAGCCACGAGUGUCAGGUAAGGUUGAAAUGACUCUGGAGUUGCUCACUGAGCAGGAGGCUGAAGAACUGCCAGCUGGGAAAGGAAGAGAAGAGCCCAACGCAAACCCCUUUUUGAAGCCACCAGAGAGGCCAGAGACCUCUUUCCUAUGGUUCACAGCCCCCUUAAAGAGCCUCCAUUUUAUUAUAUGGCAGAAGAGUAAAUGGAAGAUCCUAAUUUUCCUUUGCAUCAUGCUGGUGAUCUUGCUGUUUGCAGAUUUCAUCUACUCCGCUCCUGGUUAUCUGGCCAUGAAGUUGGUCAAUCCAAUGAAAGUCCAUAGUUCAUCUUGGUCCAAGCAGUCUUCGAAGAAUGAAAUUAACACAACCUCCAAAAUAACAUGGACAACCGCAAAAAUAAUGCAGACAGUUCCAAAGAAGCCAUUGCCACCAUCAGUUCCCAAAAAAGUGCCACCAGCAGCUCCCAAGAAAGGGCCACCAACAGCUCCCAAGAAAAUGCCACCAGCAGCUCCUAAGAAAGUGCUUCCAGCAGUUCCCAAAAAAGUGCCAACAACAGCUCCCAAGAAAGUGUCAUCAGCAAUUCCAAGGAAAGUCCCAGCAACAACGCUGAAGAAAGUGAGACCAACAACGCUGAAGAAAGUGGAACCAACAACUGUGAAGAAAGUGCCACCAACAACUAUGAAGAAAGUGCCACCAACAACUGUGAAGAAAGGGCCACCAACUCUGAAGAAAGGGCCACCAACAACGGUGAAGAAAGUGCCACCAACUGUGAAGAAAGUGUCACCUCCCACCUCAAAAAAGCCAUCACCUCCUCCUAAGAAACCACCAAAACCAACUCCCCCAAAGCCACCACAACCGACUACCAAGAAACCACAGCCAACCUUUCCCAAAAAAACAGCUCCCCCUAAAAAAAGAUUAGUAACACAAAAAAAAAUACCAGUAGCUCCCAAAAAAACACCACAAGUUCCUCGCACGACAUCACCAACUCCUAAGAAAAGACCACUGUCUAUAUAGUUAAGUUAUAAUUUUUUGCUAAACAAACAAAAUUCCUGCCCAGUUCUUCACAGCCAAUUUGAAAUUCUUGCACCAAAGGAAGGUUCUUCCUACGUCCUCCAUGUUGCCCUCAAAGGAUCUACAGGAGUAGAAACAUUCAGUCUUCUAUGAAUUCUGUACAAUCCUUCCAACUUUUUCACUUCCAUGAUGGUGUUCCUCAAUUUCAAAGCCAACCCCACAGUAUCUCUGUUACCUGAAAUAGUUGCAGGGGAAGAGGGGGGAAAGAAAUGUGUGAUGCGAUGGGGUAGGACUUCAGAAAAAGGGAGCUUCCUGAAUGUUCUCCUAGUAUCUCCAAGAGGCAAAGAGAGCCCCUCAUUAAAAUAAGAUGUAGGCCAAGAGGAGUCAAAACCUUGUUGGUUAUAGAACUAGAGCCAUAAAUAUUUGCAGGGCAAUCUUAUGCAUGUUUUAAGCAAUAACUUGAGGUAAGUCGUA